Molecule: messenger RNA, 2559 nt
Organism: Penicillium argentinense
Lineage: Eukaryota; Fungi; Ascomycota; Eurotiomycetes; Eurotiales; Aspergillaceae
Exons: 2
Coding region: 1-2559 (852 amino acids)
Source: RefSeq, a predicted model, not a curated record
AUGGUUCUUCUGCGCCUAGAGGUGAAGGUCCUGCCGAGAGAGCAGGAGGUGGCCCUCUCGCCUGGGCGCAAUGCGUCUAACUCGGGCCUCCUUGCUCGGUUGAUUGGAAAUGGUACUGAACGAAGCAACAAAGAGCGCGACCAAGAAGACUGCUUGGAGCGCAGCCAGGAGGACAGCCAUGCUUCCCAGCGGGAGUCGACACCCUCGAAGAAGUACGUAUCUUUCUUGAUGCUUUUGAGUCACCCCGAGGAUAUCACAUUGGGAGAACUUGCAAGCAAAAUUACCGAUGAGUGGUCAACUUUCCGCCCUGAUCUAGAGCCCCUUGAAAUCAAGAAGCUCCUCGACGACGCGAACCCCAAUGUUGACCUCAGCUUGUCGAUGACUGUCGCCGACGUAUUCGUGGAUACCGGCAAGGCCCUCGCCGAUGGCCAUGACCAGCGUGCGACGGUCCGCCUUGUUCAAAAGCCCACCCCGUAUUGCCCUCAGCGCUUUUCUUCGGUGGUCCAGGAUUGGGACAGUGCAGUUGCAGAUGCGAAGCGCAAGACAAAGAAAAAUGCGGUCGCCAACCGGGUCUCUCCCAUUGCCGAAGAACGAGAUGAUUCAACUCAGGAGUCUCCGGCGCAUAAGCGGCAUCGGGAUGCACCCCUUCCCUCUGUCGAAGAUACCCAACACCAUUCCGUUCCUGUCACCCCUCCGAUUAUGAGCUUUGGGAGCGAGGAACUUGGAGAUUCACCCAGUCCACCAGAGCACAAGACUGAAUCUCGAAAGCGCAAACCGAGCCCAGAGAAAGAAGAACCUGUCAAGCAACCCAAAUUGACAAGCUCCCAGACAGAUCAAUUAACCAGCCCCAGUCGCAAGCGGACCAACGUGCCUGCCUUUGCUAGUCCUCAUCGACGACCAAGCGCUACUGAACGCCCGGCACAAAAUGCCCAUGGCCUUGGCCUUGGGAUUACCAAGAGCCCCUUGGUCAAAAAGCCUAGCAAGGGCACUCCCUCCAGUCAGACAUCCGUCCCUGCGUCUACCCCGGCUGGAGCCCCCGCGAGUAAGGUCCUGCAUUCUGCGCUGCGUAAAGAAUCUCCUGCCAGCUCCAAUUUGGACAAGAGACUGUCCGUUUCAUUCAAUCAACCGAUCGUCGAAGCUCAGUCCAGUCUGCAGUCCUCGCAGACUCAGAGUCGCAAAGCAAAAGCGGCCAAUAAAAGUACCCCGGCCAAAAAACCCGCAAAUGCUGCGCCUAGUAGUGCCAAUGCAGCUACUCCUGAAAACGCGAAUGAGCAAUACAUGCGCAUUAAGCAACAAAUCGAGGAGGAGAACAAAGAAAAAGCAACCCUGCAGGCUAAACUCGAAGAUCCCAACACUGAUCCUCAGUGCAGACGCAUUGUCGAAGAGUUUCUAGAUGUCUAUGCCCGGAUGAAGACACCGGCCUCGGAAGAUCGUAAUGGGAAAGCUCGGAGCUCUCGAAAUAUCCGCGGACUGAAAACGAGACUUCCUGGCCUUCGAAAACGUCUCGCUGAGAUGGAAGCGAAGCAAUCUACGCCUCAAGCUUCGCAAGAUGAACCUCCACUGCCCACAUCGGACACUCGGAUAACUCGCUCGAUUCCUUCACCGGCUGCUCCCCAGUCCAGUCUGGACCAGGCCCCAGCGUGGUCAUUUGGUCAGCUCGCGUCCUCUCCUACGCGGAAGCUGUCGGUGCAAGAAGAUCAAACACUUUCCGGCCGCCGAGGGCAUAGGUCGUCUGCGUCUAAGGAAUCCCCCAACAAGCCCAAGUCCCCUCCUGCAACCCGGUCUCAUCCCUCCCCCUCGGUUGUUAUUCAGUCCCCGCCUAGGCGCCAUUCUGAUGCAGAAACUGCAGCCAAGUCAACCCCUGCCAAGUUGCAAGAGCCCGCUGAAAUUCUCUCAAAGGCGGAAAAGGUUGAAAAUGGGGACAAGGAACUGGAAGAAUCUGCUGUUUCCGAGGCAGAAGAUGUCGAGAUGGAAGAUGCGGAAGAAGGAAAUCGAGACGACGAAAUGGCAGAGCAACAAACAAAUCCUAUCAGUGUAGUGGUCCAGAGUACAGGGGACAAUGGAGACGACGCUGAGGAAGAAGAAGCAAAGGAUUCGGGGGGUGACGUGCAUGAUCUCGUCGAUGAUACAGCCAAGGAUACGGAGGAAGAUGAAGAAGACGAGUCCAGCGAAGAAGAUGAUGACAGCGAAGAAGACGAGUCCAGCGAAGAAGAUGAUGACAACGAAGAAGACGAGCCUGGCGACGACGAAUCUGAAAAAGAUGAAACCGGCAAAGACGUUGCGAAUGGAUUUAUCGAUGACCAGGCAAAGGAUGAUCGAUUGGGAGAGGCGAAGAAAGACCGAGAGACACAGCCCAACGAGAGCAGCGCUCAAGACUCUGGUGUUGACGAGCGCAGCGACUCUGGAAAGGAGACGCCUCAGCCAUCAGCAAACAAAGAAGAGAAACCCAAAGAGGAUUCGAGUUCGAAUACCGAGUCCAGCGAAGACAGUUCGGAGAGCGAGAGCGAGAGCGAGAGCGAGAGUGAGAGCGAUGAGGAGUCUGGUUCUGAAUCAGAGUAA